UUUUGGUAAUAUUUUGAACAUGCCACAUUUGUGGGGGUUGAGGGAAGGAGAUGAGAGGCUCCUAUUUAAAGCACACAUACCUAAACCUGUAGGCUACAGGAGUACUUUUUAUCAGAUAUAUCCAUAUAAAUGGUUCGUUAGGUUUGGUUUAGUUUGCUUUCAUUUGACUGGGUCGGUGUAAAUUAGCUUCCAGUAUGAAAUCCUGCUUUCCAAUAUUUCUUGCUCAAAUGAGUAUUCCACGCUCACAGUAAUUGCAGCUAUUCUGUGCUUCUGAGAUGCUCAUUUGAGCAAGCAAUGUUCGAAAGUGAGAAGUCUUUGGCCGCCACCACCACAGCCACUCUCUCUUCCUUUUAUUUCUUUCUCCAGAUAAGUUCUAUCACUUUUUUUUUUUUCUAUUUUACUGUGUUUUACCCAUUUUUGGUUCAUAUUUAACUACUUCAUCAGAUGGAUUCUCUAGCUAGCUCUUUUAAUUUUCAACCACUAAUAUGAAUCUUGGUUAAUUCAUCUUCCUAAAUUAUACAGUUUUAAAAGCUUAUUAGUUCUUAUAUUAUAUAUAAAGGAGCUUAACUAACAUAAUUGAUGCCCAUAAUUGAGAAUUGAUAUUAUAAGAUGAGUAUUUAAACUUAAGUUAAUUACCAUAAACAGUCCAUUAUUAAUCAAUUCAAUUCAUAAUAAUUGAUUUCUUAUUUUUGAUUUUAUUUUGUUUUAUUCCAUUCAACACAAAUAACAAAAAAGAAGCCCAUACACCAGACAAAGUGAUCAUAAAUUUAAUAAGUGUGGCUGGCGUUUAACCGUAACUAUUUGUAAGUAAAUGGAUAAGGUCAUAUUGCAGGUUUUCAUUAAAGAAAAAAAAAAAAAGGAGAAAGUAAUGUUAAUAUUAGUUGCAGGAUUUUGACAAAUUACUCCAACUUACAUGAUACAUCGAUCAAUAUGACUAGAUUUUUAGUAAGCUUUCAGUAUUCCGUAACAGCCUUCUAAGGCAAAAUAAUAUCCCGAAGAAAGAUUAUCUAGGAUUGAAUAAUUAGGAUUGAAAAUUCAACUUCGUUAUGCUACAAAAACUAAUUAAAAUUUUCAUAUGUUUUUUUUUUGUUUUGCUUUUUUCUUUUUCGACCCUCCUCACCCAUGAGAUUCAACAUGCGCACCCAUGAACACAGAUAAGGUACUGCCAUUGAAGCUACCAUUUCGUCAUUUCACUUGGUUUUUUUUUUUUUUCCUCAUAGGAAAAAAGAAAAAGAAAAAGGAACUCCUGAUGAGUAUCCUCGGUUUACAUUUGCGCUAUUAGCAGCCAGCCAUUUCCUACGGUGAUUAGCAUAUGGAAUCCACAUUAAAGCUUAGAUGGGAUUUAUCAGCAAUUAAACCCGCAACUCAUGCAAUCAGGUGUGAAGGGUUCAUCGGAUUCCUACCAUCUGAUACACCUUUUGGGUGCUUCACAUGGGUAUUCAAGAGAGUGUAUGGAGCAAUUGGUGUCAACUAUGGCACGGUUGCAGACAACCUACCUCCACCAGACCGAGUGGCUCAAUUCCUUCUCCAAUCCACCAUUAUCAACCGAGUCAGGCUUUUCGAUUACAACCCCGAUAUCUUACACGCCUUUGCUCACACCGGCAUUGCUGUCACCAUCACAGUUCCAAAUGACCAAAUCCCCCACCUCACCAAGCUUAGCUUCGCUCAACAAUGGCUUAAAACCAAUGUCCAACCCUUCGUUCCUGCCACCAACAUUGUCCGAAUUUUAAUGGGCAACGAAGUUUUGUCAACCGCUAACAAGCUCUUCAUCUCCAAUCUUGUCCCCGCUAUUCAAACCCUUCACACGGCACUCGUCAACGCUUCAUUGGAUCGGCAAAUCAAGGUCUCUACCCCUCAUUCUCUGGGUAUUCUCACCAGCUCUAGUCCACCUUCGACUGGGAAAUUCAGGCAAGGCUACGAUACCCAUGUGCUUAAACCUUUGCUCAGUUUCUUGAGUGACACCAAAUCGCCUUUCAUGGUGAACCCGUAUCCGUUUUUCGGUUGCUCCGCCGAGACAUUGGAUUACGCCCUUUUCAGGCCCAAUUCCGGCGUGUUCGAUGAGAACACGAAGCUUCUGUACACCAACAUGUUGGAUGCUCAGAUGGAUGCGGUUUUCUCUGCUAUGAAGGUUUUGGGCUAUGAGGAUUUGGAGAUUGUCAUUGCCGAAACGGGCUGGCCCUCCAAGGGUGAUCCGGCCCAAGUUGGGGUUGACCCGAAAUGUGCGGCGGAUUACAAUGGAAAUCUCAUGCGGCACGUGACUUCCAGUGCCGGAACUCCGUUGAUGCCGAAUCGGACCUUCGAGGCUUACAUUUUCGCCUUGUUCAAUGAGAAUCUGAAACCCGGCCCGAUAUGCGAGAGGAAUUUCGGGCUUUUCCGACCCGAUAUGACGCCGGUGUACAAUAUCGAUAUCCUACGAUCAACGGCUAGUUCGUCGGUGCCGGAGAAGCCGGGUCCUAGCCCGGGCCCAUUUGUUGCUCCGCCGAAUCCAUCACCGCCAUCGCCAUCACCGCGUGACGGGAAACAAAAACAAUGGUGUGUGCCCAAAGCGGGGGUUGACUCGGAGGCUUUGCAGAGGAAUAUUGAUUAUGUUUGUGGGCUUGGGCUGGACUGUGGUCCGAUACAAGAAGGAGGCCCAUGUUUUGCUCCGAAUACGAUCCGAGCCCAUGCUGCUUAUGCGAUGAACGUGUACUACCAGACUAUGGGAAGAAAUGACUAUGAUUGCGAUUUUGCUCAAACUGGCACUAUCACUUACGCGAAUCCAAGCUAUGGAAGAUGUAAAUAUUGAUGGUGGAGAACAUUGCAAUGGAUUUGAUUGGAUGGACGAGGGCCUCAGAAGUGCAAGCAAAAUAUGCACUUUUGAUUGGUUUUCAUAGACAUAAGAUUAAUGACUCAUUUAUUAGAUUUAUGUAUAUUUGUUGUCCAAAUUGUCCCUUGAAAAAUUAAUGAUAUUUUUCAGUAUACAAAUAUUAUGCACUAGUUAGACCCUUUAGGCUGCCUUUGCACCAUGCUGGACAAAUUCGUGUUGGAAAGUUGCCCCUGUGACAACACUCUUGUAAGUUACAAGAAAAUAAAACUUUCACAUUUUAUCAACCAAGAAAACAAGAAAGCUUUCACUUCACAUGCUCUGUUUUCGUCUUU
Ziziphus jujuba (common jujube) is the source of this 3138-nucleotide messenger RNA. RefSeq names its product glucan endo-1,3-beta-glucosidase. The transcript is spliced from 4 exons. The record is from RefSeq and is a predicted model, not a curated record. Gene Ontology annotation, molecular function: hydrolase activity, hydrolyzing O-glycosyl compounds. Lineage: Eukaryota; Viridiplantae; Streptophyta; Magnoliopsida; Rosales; Rhamnaceae. Gene Ontology annotation, cellular component: plasma membrane. Gene Ontology annotation, biological process: carbohydrate metabolic process. Bases 1313 to 2785 code for a protein of 490 amino acids.